Messenger RNA from Rosa rugosa (rugosa rose), 643 nucleotides. Its product is annotated as protein PLASTID TRANSCRIPTIONALLY ACTIVE 7-like. The record is from RefSeq and is a predicted model, not a curated record. Gene Ontology annotation, biological process: plastid transcription. Gene Ontology annotation, cellular component: plastid-encoded plastid RNA polymerase complex. The coding region runs from base 58 to 552 and encodes 164 amino acids. The transcript is spliced from 4 exons. NCBI's taxonomy places the organism in Eukaryota, Viridiplantae, Streptophyta, Magnoliopsida, Rosales, Rosaceae.
UGUAAGAAACUAAAACUAACAUAAACUCUGGAGAUAACACAAGCGAGCUGGUCAGCCAUGGCUUCCUCCUUCUCUCUCUCAUCUUCUUCCCUUAGGGGGGUGCAACUGAGAGUCGAAAACACAGUGGCUUCUUCCAACUGCUGUUUCAGAACGCAGGUGAUUUCAGGGGAGCAAAGGAAAGGGAAAGGUCGGAGCGUCUGGCGUCGAAGGAAACUGACAAAGAAGGAUGACAUGUUGCGAUACAAAAUGGAGAGAGUGCCUUUCCUGGAGGAACAGGUUCGGAAGGUAAAGGAUGGAGGACAGCUCUUGGGAAUGGACAUCGAGAGACUACUACUCUCAGAGGACAACCGGUUUGAUUUUGUGAAUGAAAUUGCGGCCGAGGCCAACAAGUAUGUUGAGAACAACCGAGAUGAGUAUGGCGGUAAGAAGAAAGCCAUCCUUCAGGUGCUAAGUAACCGUGUGAAUGAUGCUGGGUUUUAUAGACCUGAGGCAUAUGAAGAAUCUGACCCCUUCAAACCAGGGCCGUCGUGGUUGAAAGAAUUUUAUACUUGAUUUUGUGUUGUUCAUGUUGUAAUGUUAAUCUAGAUGGUAUUCUUUUGUAAUACUUUUUGUUUCAAAUCUAUCUCUGCAAUAAUUUUGCUUC